GCCGGAGCCGCUCUCAGUCAUCAGGGUGGAGAGACGCUCUAUAGCAAGCAAUCCGACACUUGGACAUAAACCACGCAGCUCCGACAGCAGCAGCAGCAGCAGCAAGCAGCGGAUCCACGCGGAGCUCACACACCGAGUCGCAAGCAGCACAGCGCGGGGAAAGUUGAUAGCGAUGCAGUCUGUGUACCAGCACCUGAUUAGCCUGCUGUUUGUCUUCAGCAGCCUGCAGCUUCAGCAGCUGACCGAGGGCUGCUCCUGCGCCCUGACUCACCCGCAAGACGCGUACUGCAACUCCGACAUAGUCAUUCGCGCUAAAGUGGUGGGCAAGAAGCUCCUGAGAGAUGGACCGUUUGGAACGAUGCGCUACACCGUCAAGCAAAUGAAGAUGUACAAGGGCUUUGAAAAAGUGCAGCAUGUGCAGCAUAUUUACACUGACGCAUCAGAAAGCUUGUGUGGCGUCAAGUUUGACAUCAACAAGUACCAGUACCUGAUCACAGGGCGAGUGUAUGAUGGCAAGGUUUACACGGGACUGUGCAACUUCAAUGAGAGGUGGGAGCGCCUGUCAUUGGCUCAGAAGAAAGGCAUCAACCACCGUUACCAGCUGGGCUGCAACUGCAGGAUUAAGCCCUGUCACUACCUGCCCUGCUUUGUGACCUCAAAGACAGAGUGCCUCUGGACGGACAUGUUGUCCCACUUCGGCUAUCCUGGCUACCAGUCCCGACACUACGCCUGCAUCCAGCAGAAGGAGGGCUACUGCAGCUGGUAUCGGGGCAUGAAUGCCCGCGAUAAAACUGUCAUCAACACAACUGACCCCUGAACCCGAACAAACCCUGCCUGAGCAAUCGCAUUGCUUCUUCCCCCUUUUGACUCCAUCUAGCCCCUUUUAGCCGCUAUAGUAUUACAGGACUCAGUCCCGCAUUUAAGGGCAAAAAAAGACAUCAAAUCCAUUGCAGUGCCUGUUUGGUAGCACUUCUGAUUGAAUUGUUUUAUUGUUGUACAGAACGCCCAGUUGAAGUGUUAUUCCCAGAUUAUAACUCAAAUAUUCCUAUGGGGUUCGGUGGUGUUGAAAAGGCAACAUAGUCUUUCUUUAAAGGCUAAUAGGAAUGCAUGACAUAGAUCUCCACCUCUAAUGGGAUCUUCGGAAGAAAAAUACAAGCUCGGAAAACAUCAUUCAAUGAUUCAAUGAACAACCAGCAAUCAGCCUUCCAUUAUGGACAGCAGCUUUCCAGUACAUUAGCCAUAUUCUACAGAUCAUGUGCCAAUGUGAGGUAUGGCGCCUCUUAUUUUGGCUUCAAUCAUUUUAAAAAAGAAAUGCCUGUUACAGUGCAGACGCACAGAAAAGCUCACGUUGUCCUGAGAUGGUUAUAUUUUGUUUUGUAUUGUACAUAAGCUACAGAAAUCAACUCAGCUGAAACCUCUGUGAUACAUUUAUUUAUGUGUUUAUUGGAUCAGACGCUAGAUUUGCUGUGGAUGUCUACAUAAAUAUAUAUAUAUAAACAUAUACGUAUAUAUAUAUAUAUAUUAAACAUAAAAAUACAGUCCUGAAUGAAGGACCAGCAUCUCCAAGUUGAAUAUCGUGGUUCUUCUUUUUGUGAUUAUAAUUUCCUUGUCUGGUACUCUUCACAAACCAAUCAAUUAUACGCAGAGGUUUCAAAUAGUGAGAUAUUUUUUAUCUUUUUGUAUUUAACUAUAUCAAAUGGACACAUACAGUAUAUGAAAGUAACAAUAUUAUCACUAAAUUCAUUCUUCCUCAGCUGCUUUUUCUUAUUUUCUCUUCCCAGAGCAGUAUCUUCGGUUCAUUCCAUGAAACUGAUAAGGCACAGAUUUGUCUCCAAAAGGGAGGAACAGCCCUAUCACCACUAAUAAAGCAUUACACUAAAUGCUUUGACCACAAAGAUUCAUUUGUGUCAAACUUUCAAAAGUUGCAUGAGAAGAUAUACUGAUGCCGUUAUCAGAGUUUUAUUGCAGACAAAAUGAGCGACCUUCAACCGCCAACAAAUCCACUUAAAGCUGUCCUCUCUUCUGUCUUAAAUUGUGGUGAUAAGGCUCUUCCUCCAGCUGAAGUGUUUGCGUGUCCCACAUUUCUGUAAAUAUACUGUUUCAAGUUUGAUCUUUAUGGAAAAAAAAAUCCAAUCAAGGAAACUGUGUACAGUCUGUGUGCAAACGCUGUUUCCUUAAGUGUGGCAAUUUUAUAUUUUUAUAUUAAAUAUUUAAUAAAUGUG
Doryrhamphus excisus (bluestripe pipefish) is the source of this 2222-nucleotide messenger RNA. RefSeq names its product metalloproteinase inhibitor 3. NCBI's taxonomy places the organism in Eukaryota, Metazoa, Chordata, Actinopteri, Syngnathiformes, Syngnathidae. Gene Ontology annotation, cellular component: extracellular matrix. The record is from RefSeq and is a predicted model, not a curated record. Gene Ontology annotation, molecular function: metalloendopeptidase inhibitor activity; protease binding. Gene Ontology annotation, biological process: negative regulation of membrane protein ectodomain proteolysis; response to hormone; negative regulation of endopeptidase activity.